Exophiala aquamarina CBS 119918 is the source of this 3150-nucleotide messenger RNA. RefSeq lists its product as uncharacterized. Lineage: Eukaryota; Fungi; Ascomycota; Eurotiomycetes; Chaetothyriales; Herpotrichiellaceae. The coding region runs from base 1 to 3150 and encodes 1049 amino acids. The transcript is spliced from 2 exons. The record is from RefSeq and is a predicted model, not a curated record.
AUGUUGACAGCGUCUGAGAGGUCCGUGUGCUGUUGUUGUGGCAGGCUAAUUGCCGCUGGAGAUAUCUAUGAGAUCUAUGACGGGUCCCAUUUCAUCUUACCACCACAACGUACUCUCGAUCGUUGUGGCCAUCAUGAGAACUCUUGGGACUUCUGUACGUCCUGUCACGGGGCGGUUGGUCGUGGCAACAUUCCCAAAUUCUCCGCCUCAAACCUCGUCAACGUCACGACGUGCCAGGACUAUCCGUCCGCGCUAGAAGAUCUUACCGCAGUCGAAGAAUGUCUCAUUGCAAAGUGUCACCCUGUCGGCACCAUCCUCAAAUUGCGGCCUGCCGGCCGUCCCUCUCCCUCCAGCUAUAAUGCAUUACGAGGUCAUAUAAUCGUCAUUCCGCAGGAUCCGGGCCCGCUUCUCCAGAUCCUCCCCAGUCCCGAGCUGAAGCUGGAUAACCUUAUGAAGGUUAUCUGGCAGGGAGAACGAGCGCCGGGCGAUGCAGAUUUGAAGCCGUUCUUGCAGGUUCGGAAGGAUAAGGUCCUCCCGGCUUUGCAAUAUCUCGUUCAGCACAACCAUCUGUAUCGCGACCUCACUAUCAACCAUGCUAUGAUAGACGGCUGGAAUGAAGAUUUUAUCCCGCCCGAAAUCCGUGACAACAUUAUCUGUCUUGGGAGCUCAGACCAUCACGAACGUGAGGGAUAUACAGUUAGCCUGCAGACUGGCAAUUGUGAAAAUGAUCUCCAGGCCGCGCAAGAUGACGUUCUUGACUUGGAUGAUCAUGAAGCGCUGAUAACCGGUUCUGUCUAUACAGAUGUCAAUGGAGAACGACAAGAUCCGAACGUGCGGUUGAUAGACACCUUACGGAGGGUAAUAGCUGGCAAUCCAUGUGCGACCGAUGAAAAUGCGCCUGCUGCGGAUGAGAGCAGGCCUGCGCAGGGAAUCUUGCCGACGAUUUCUUAUGCGAUGCGCGGACAGUCGGCCUUGAUGAGCAAUUGGGAAGAUCCUCAUUAUUUUACUGCUUUCCCUACCCUCUUUCCAAACGGAAGAGGGGGCCACCAAGAGGAGAGGAUUGUGCCGGUGUCGCUUACAGCUUUUGCAGAGUGGGCGUUGAAUCACCAUAGCAGGAGAUUCGCACGCCACAAGACAUUCAUGUACCUUCUUUACGAUGUAUUACAACUCCGAAGCUCGUCUCUUGGAAACGCGCUACUUGUGAAGCGUCGAAACUGGAGGUCGGCCGAGAAAGGUAUAGCCUCUUUGACAGUGGACCAGCUGGAGGAUGCUGCAAAGGUUGUUGCCGACGGAGGGGUCAUUGACGACCCUGUGAUUCAAUGGCUACAACGAAAUAUUGUGACCAUUGGGAUGCAAGUACCGGAGUCUUUCUCACAAAAGGUAAAGAGGCGCUCUGAAAUCAAAGGCUUGAUCGUGCGAGAUGGAAUGCCUGCUUUUUGGAUAACCAUUAACCCCUCCGACUUGAGUAACCCACUAGUCCUAUUGUUAGCUGGCAUUGAACAUUCCGGAGACGCCUUCCCGACUGCUAAUGCGGCAAUCCGCCAUGCGACGGCAACGUCGAAUCCUGUUGCAGUUGCCCAAUUCUUCCAUCACACCUGUAAAGCGAUCUUUGAUGGGCUUCUCGGCUCCAAAUCCGGCCGAAUUGGCAUCCUGGGACAGGUCUCGAAUCAUUUCGCGGUGGUUGAGACGAAUGGUCGUGGAAUGCUACAUCUUCACGCUCUGGUGUGGCUUACUGGCAACCUCGAAUUCAACACUUUGCGCGAUCGAGUUCUGCGAGACAAGGCUUUCGCCUCUAGGAUGAUACGUUACCUAGAAACUGUCAUUGUACAUAGCAUAGACUUGGAUGUUGAAGGUAGCCCUAACGAACCGGCACUCAUCCCACUUUCCACUAGAAUAGCGGAAACUGACGACGAAUUCCACUCUAGGCUGUCCGCUGACAGCAAUGCUAUUGCCUGCAAGAAACAGGUCCAUUCAUCGAAUCACAACGCUACUUGCUUCAAGUACAGUCAAAAAGGACAAGGGUCGAAGGCUUGUAGAUUUGAGAUGCCGCGUCCCAACUCCGAAUUCGACGAGUUAGGCGUAAUCCACCUUACUCGCAACCACGGCUGGGUUAACCCAUGGAACCCAGCAAUUGCCAGCUGUAUCCGUUCCAAUCAAGACAUCUCGUGGAUCCCUACUGUGGCAAAGACGUUGUGCCUUAUUUAUUAUGUCACGAAUUAUGCAACAAAAGAUGAUGUUUCUCCAUACCAAAUGCUGGUCAAGGCUGCAUUGUUGAAGCAGUCAAUUGAGAAAGCCAAAGCAACUUUGACACCAGAUGCCAACGAUCUGCGGAUUAGGAAGAAAGACAUGGACCAGUUUGCUCUUCGAUGCUUCAACACUUUGUCUCAUGAUCGCGAGAUCAGUGGUGUGCAGAUAGCGAGCUCCCUACUUCAACUACCAACCUACUAUACCCGGAACUACAAUUUCGUCCAAGUGAAUCUCUGGUGGCUCAGGCAAUACGUGCGUGCUGCUAUAGAUCCGGCUCAAUCCGCAGUCGACGACUCUAUCGACCUGAUGGGUGAUGAGCAGUGUGCCUACCAACCAGGGGACAAGGGCCCUGUGAGCCGCUUCGACAACUACAAAUGGCGAGGCCCGCACCUUGCCCAUCUAUCAUUCUUCGAGUACUGCAUGUUGGUGCGGACCAAGAGCGUCCGUGACGCCAUAGCAGCGGACUUGGAAUUUGACCCCAAGCAUCCGAAACAGGGUGUAUACGUGCAACACUUGGCUCGCAAGAAGUCUCAGGUGGUAACUGUCACCUUCAAUGGCCAACUUUCCCAAUUCCAAGCCGACGAGGAGGGUGUUGCAGGAGGACACCCGGUGACGACCGCAAUGCAAAAUGAUCUCGUCGAAGUGUUAUUAGGGUUGUUUGUGCCGUGGAACCAAUUGCCGGCCCUCUCCCGACAAUAUGCAGCUGACUGUGGGACAACGCAGGAUGCUUAUACCAAGAUUUGGAGCAUCGUGGAGCCAACACUUUCUCCACAUAACCGCAACUUCGCAAGUAACAUUGAACUCUUGCGAAAGUCCAAGGAGGAUUCUCGAAUAGACGCUGCGCUCCGCAGAGCGAUGAACGGGUCUGAGGACACUUUUGAUCAUGACUUAAUGAUGAAGUAG